This is a messenger RNA of Cylicostephanus goldi, 432 nucleotides long. The record is from the annotation of a GenBank genome assembly. Lineage: Eukaryota; Metazoa; Nematoda; Chromadorea; Rhabditida; Strongylidae.
AUGAGUACCGGAGAGGGAGACGUGGAUCUUGAAGAAAGUAUUGAUUCACCAGAAGAAGAUCAGGAAGACAGCGAAAGUGAAGAUGAUGGAGAGGAAGAGCUGCAAGAGGAUAUUUACGGUCGCACUGUCAAUAGAAAAACUGGUCAAGUGAUUGGAGCAGACCCGAAAGCUGCUUUGAAGAAGCUAGAGGAUCUUGAUGCUACAGGUGGCAAUGACGAGUCGAAAAUGGAGAUUGAACGAGUUCUGCUUGGAACUAUAAAUAGGCAAGUGAUUUUAUAUGAGUUCAAACAGGCUAAUAACGUCAAGUCAUGCUUAACACGGAUCAUACUUCGGUUGAUUGGCUCGCCUUAUCGACUACAGGAUCAGCUACUUUCGUUAUAUGCACUUUUUAUUGCCCAUAUACAUGCUUUCAUCAGCGAAGAGAUCUGUACG